Phytophthora sojae is the source of this 1161-nucleotide messenger RNA. RefSeq lists its product as hypothetical. Gene Ontology annotation, molecular function: 6-phosphogluconolactonase activity; protein binding. The coding region runs from base 1 to 1161 and encodes 386 amino acids. The transcript has 5 exons. The record is from RefSeq and is a predicted model, not a curated record. Lineage: Eukaryota; Oomycota; Peronosporomycetes; Peronosporales; Peronosporaceae.
AUGCGCCUAUCAAGCCUCUUCCUCUUCGUUGCUACUGCCAUGAGAUCCGCCGCUGCCGGUUCGACGCCCCACAACGAGCAAGCCCAGCCGAUCCUGUUCGCAGCUACCUGGACUACCGACUCCGCGAAGGGCGUCUACACGUACAAGUUCAACACCACGGACGGAUCCCUGACGCAGUGGGCGAUCACCCCCUUCCUCAUUGGUACCGGAGGAAUCAACCCCACUUACCUCCAGGAAUCAAUCAACAAGCUGCACAACGGCAAGCGUCUCAUCUACGGCCUCAACCGCGCAACCGGGUACGAGCUGGACGCGAAGAAUCAGACGCUCAACAGCCUCGACACGGUAUACCGUCCACCUGGAUCGGGACCCCGCCACUCGGCGCUUAGCUCGAAUGGAGACUUCCUGUAUGUUACGAACGAGCUAUCUAACGCCGUUGGAGUGUACAAGAUCAACCAGCAGGAGGCUCUACUAGAGAGUCCAGCCGUUCAGAACAUCUCGACGAUCCCCGCCAACUUCACGACCACGACGACUGCAGCGGACAUUCACCUGUCCAAAAACGGCAAGUUCGUCUACGUGUCGAACCGCGGCCACAACUCGAUCGCCAUUUACGCGAUCAACGAGGCAGAUGGCACGUUGACGUCGCUGGGUUGGGAGAGCACGCGAGGAAGAACACCGCGCGGCUUCACCAUUUACGAAGACUGGCUCAUCGUGGGCAACCAGAACACGAACGACAUGUACGUCUUCAAGGUGGACGAGGAUACGGGGUUGCUGACGUACACGGGCAACUCGUACCAGAUCCCGGGGCCAGUGUGUCUCUACGUGUCCGAGUACGUCUUCACUAAUUUCGAUACUAGACCAUGUACUGAAGCUGGCUGCGUCUACAAUCUUUCUCGAGUAUGCGGGCAAGUUUUGAUUUCGUUCCUUGUUGCCCUGGCGUGGACGCUAGUCGGGCCGCCGCGUGCUGCGACUCUCGGAUCUGCAACUCGUUUUGAACUCGCGCUAGCUCGUGCUCAAUUUGACUCUUGCGAAGUUCCAAUUCCCGGAAAUCACGUACAAGAAGUUGCGAGCGAAGCCGAGACAGCCCCCGUGACUCUGCUGGAGCGAGAGAGAGUCGACGUGGAGCUCCUUAAGCUUGCCGAAGAGGCUACCGAGCGAGUCUAA